Messenger RNA from Microdochium trichocladiopsis, 1836 nucleotides. RefSeq names its product HCO3 transporter family-domain-containing protein. Lineage: Eukaryota; Fungi; Ascomycota; Sordariomycetes; Xylariales; Microdochiaceae. Gene Ontology annotation, biological process: monoatomic anion transport; monoatomic ion homeostasis; borate transport. The coding region runs from base 1 to 1836 and encodes 611 amino acids. The transcript has 4 exons. The record is from RefSeq and is a predicted model, not a curated record. Gene Ontology annotation, cellular component: fungal-type vacuole; plasma membrane. Gene Ontology annotation, molecular function: borate efflux transmembrane transporter activity; solute:inorganic anion antiporter activity.
AUGGCGCUUUCAGGCGCUGGCGACCGCACCGGCUCCGACCGUUGGUGGAAGAUCCAUCUCUUCAGGGGCAUCAUCAACGACAUCCGCCGCCGCGGCCCCUACUACGCCAGCGACUGGCGAGAUGCCUGGGACUAUCGCGUCGUCCCGGCCACCGUGUACAUGUACUUUGCAAACAUCAUGCCUGCGCUGGCCUUCUCUCUAGACAUGUUCACCAAGACCGGCAUGCAGUAUGGCGUCAACGAGGUCCUCCUCGCCUCCGUGCUCGGUGCCAUCGUCUUCUCGCUACUCGCAUGUCAGCCGAUCACCAUCGCGGGCGUGACUGGCCCCAUUACCGUCUUCAACUACACCGUCUACGACAUCAUGGUUCCGACAGGCACCAACUAUAUUGCCUUCAUGGGCUGGAUUGGCAUCUGGGCACUCGUAUUCCACUGGAUCCUCGCCGUUACAAACAGCUGCAACUGGCUGCGCUACGUGACCCGCUUCCCCUGCGACAUUUUCGGGUUCUACGUCGCCUUCAUCUACCUGCAGAAGGGCAUCCAGGUCCUCGAGCGCUUCCCUGAGGAUGCGCCGCUAUACCUCUCCGUCAUGGUCGCCCUCCUUGUCUUCAUGCUGGCUUACACCUGCGGUGCCCUCGGCGCCAGCACCUUGUUCACACAUCCCGUCCGCGUGUUCCUCAAGGACUACGGCACCCCUCUCACCGUCAUCUUCUUCACGGGGUUUGUCCACUUUGGGCGCAUGAACAGCGUAGAGCUCGAGAGGUUGCCCACCAGCACGUCAUUCUUGCCUACAUCUGGUCGCCAGUGGCUUGUCGAUCUGUGGAAUAUCCCCGUGGGCGACGUUUUCCUUGCGAUUCCCUUUGCCCUGCUGCUGACGAUUCUAUUCUGGUUUGACCACAACGUGUCAUCUUUGAUGGCCCAGGGCACUGAGUUCCCCCUGGUCAAGCCCGCUGGCUUCCACUGGGACAUUUUCCUGUUGGGCCUGACGACUGGCGUUGCCGGCAUCUUGGGCCUCCCGUUCCCGAACGGUCUGAUCCCCCAGGCCCCGUUCCACACCGAGUCGCUGUGCGUCACCGUGCCGGUGACCGAGGAGGACGCGGACGGCAAGCGAAAGCACUACUUCAAGCGCACCCACGUCGUGGAGCAGCGCCUCUCCAACCUGGCUCAGGGCUUGCUCACGCUCGUGACAAUGUCCCCGCCCUUGCUCGUCGUCCUGCACCUGAUCCCGCAGGCCGUCCUCGCGGGCCUCUUCUUCAUCAUGGGGUACCAGGCCCUCGAGGCCAACGGCAUCACCGCGAAGCUCCUGUUCCUCGUGCGGGAGAGGUCGAUGACGUCCUCGGCAGACCCGCUCCACGGGGUCGAGCGCCGCGCCGCCGUCUGGGCGUUUGUCGCCAUCGAGCUGCUCGGGUUCGGCGCCACUUUUGCGGUGACCCAGACCGUGGCCGCCGUCGGCUUCCCCGUCAUCAUCUUCAUGCUCAUCCCCGUGCGUGUCCUGGUGCUGCCCCAUUUCUUUUCUCCCGAGGAACUGGGCGUGCUUGAUGGGCCGACCGCCGCGCCGCAUGUCAUGGAGUCUGUGGGCGGGAGUCUGGAUGAUAUAGAGAAGAAGCACGGUGAUGGUGGUGGUGGUGUUGGUGGUGAAGAAGGUCUGAGCUCGGCAUCGACGCGUGGCAUGGACGGGGUGCAGGACGUCGAGGCUAGACGGCGGGGGACGCCUGGGAUGAUGGAGAGGGGCGCUGCUGCUGCUGACGACGACGACGGCACGGGGGGUGCCAUUGUUGGUGGUGCUGGUGGGGGAGGUGGUGACGCCAGGGCUGAGAUGAGGAAAAGACUUAGGGGGUGA